AUGACCGACAUCACAAUCACCGGCUUCAGAUCCCGCGAUGUGCGCUUCCCGACGUCACUCGACAAGACCGGCUCCGACGCCAUGAAUGCCGCCGGCGACUACUCCGCCGCGUACUGCAUUCUCGAAACCGACUCUGAAUACACCGGCCAUGGCAUGACCUUCACCAUCGGCCGCGGCAACGACAUCGUCUGCGCCGCCAUCCACCAGGUCGCCGACCGCCUGCGCGGCAAGACGCUCGCCUCGCUCGUCGCCGACUGGGGCGCCACCUGGCGAUAUCUCGUCUCCGACAGCCAGCUACGCUGGAUCGGCCCGGAGAAGGGCGUCAUCCACCUCGCCCUCGGCGCCGUCGUCAACGCCGCCUGGGAUCUCUGGGCCAAGGUCCUCGGCAAGCCCGUGUGGCGCGUCAUCGCCGACAUGACCCCCGAGGAGUACGUCCGGUGCAUCGACUUUCGCUACAUCACCGACGCCGUCACCCCCGAGGAAGCGCUCGCCAUCCUGCGCGAUGCGGAGCCGGGCAAGGCGGAGCGUAUCAAGGAGGCGCUGGCGGACCGCGCGGUGCCCGCGUACACGACGAGCGCCGGCUGGCUCGGCUACGACGAGGAGCGGAUGAAGCGGCUGCUGCGGGAGACGCUGGCGGCCGGAUACCGCCACUUCAAGCUCAAGGUCGGCGGCGGCGUCGCGGAGGACCGCCGACGUCUGGCGAUUGCACGCGAGGUCAUCGGCUACGACCGCGGCAACGUACUCAUGGUCGACGCCAACCAGGUGUGGUCCGUCCCCGAGGCCAUCUCCUACAUGCAGCAGCUCCGCGACUUCCGGCCCUGGUUCAUCGAGGAGCCGACCUCGCCGGACGACAUCCUCGGCCACCGCACGAUCCGCGACGCCCUGAAGCCGCACGGCAUCGGCGUCGCGACGGGCGAGAUGUGCCAGAACCGGGUCGUCUUCAAGCAGCUCCUGCAGAGCGGCGCGAUCGACGUGUGCCAGGUGGACGCGUGCCGGCUGGGCGGCGUCAACGAGGUGCUGGCGGUGCUGCUGAUGGCGAGGAAGUUUGGGGUGCCGGUGGUGCCGCACUCGGGGGGCGUCGGGCUGCCGGAGUACACGCAGCACCUCAGCACGGUGGACUAUGUGGUGGUCAGUGGCAAGCAUUCGGUGCUCGAGUACGUGGACCACCUGCACGAGCACUUUUUGCACCCGUCGGCGGUGGUGGACGGGUAUUACCGCACGCCGACGGAGCCCGGGUACAGCGUGGAGAUGAAGGCGGAGAGCAUGGACAGGUUCGCGUUUCCGGGGGAGCAGGGCGUGAGCUGGUGGACGAGCGAGGAGGCGAGGCCGAUCCUGGAUGGCGACAAGGUUUAG
Molecule: messenger RNA, 1353 nt
Organism: Cordyceps fumosorosea ARSEF 2679
Lineage: Eukaryota; Fungi; Ascomycota; Sordariomycetes; Hypocreales; Cordycipitaceae
Product: Mandelate racemase/muconate lactonizing enzyme
Exons: 2
Coding region: 1-1353 (450 amino acids)
Biological process (GO): amino acid catabolic process; carbohydrate catabolic process
Molecular function (GO): magnesium ion binding; L-fuconate dehydratase activity
Source: RefSeq, a predicted model, not a curated record